AGUGUGUGUGUGUGUGUGUUUGUGUGUGUGUGUGUGUGUGUGUGUGUGUGUGUGUGUGUGUGUGUGUGUGUGUGUGUGUGACUGAACGACAAGAAAGCAUGCGCUUGGUCUGAGAGAUGGCAAAUUGAAUGGGCCCAGGUGAGGAGGAGACUCAGGAUUCUCCUCUUCCCCCUCCUCCUACUCCUCCUUUCCCUCCCUCGCUGUGACGUGGUGUCUAUGAGCGUUUGCUGUGUGUGUGGGUGAGAAAGCGAAACAGGUCAGCGGUGCCUCAGCAGACUGGGAACCUUCACAGGAGGAAGCAGCCCGCUGCAGACUCAGGACUUUACUGAGUGGGAUAGUCAAGAGAGGACUGCUUUAGUUACAAGCUCAUCUACAUCAGGUUAACACUUGAGUCAUCAUCUGCAAAACUCCACAGUCAAAUCUACUAGGUUCAGCGCCUGCAAGCUUCCAGUUACUAUGACCAAAACCAACCGCUGAACUUCUCAGAGACGCCCUUCAACAGAGGAGGAUGGGUGAUGGACCCGUGAAAUUCAGCAAACUCCCUCCUCUUCAUUCCAUCCUCUCAUGGAGCAUCCCAUCAAACCAAGGCCCUCCUGGAACAAUGCAUCUGCUUCCUCAUUCCAAACCUCUUUUUGGCCAAAUACCUCCAACUUAACUGGGCCAAUCAGCACUGCUGAGAAUAGGAUAGAUCUUAGUCAGAGCUUGGGGUUGUGUGCUAUGCUCGUCAUGGACGUUCUGGCCGUGGUGGGGAACUUGGCUGUGAUCGUUGUCAUUACUAAAACGCCUCAGCUGAGGAAGUUUGCCUUCGUGUUCCACCUCUGUCUAGUGGACCUGAUGGCGGCACUCCUCGUGAUGCCUCUGGGGAUGCUGUCAGACCGGAUCCUGGAGGACGAGGCCCUGUGUCGAAGUUACCUUUGCCUGAGUGUGUGUCUAGUGAGUGUUACCAUCCUCACCAUAUGUGCAAUCAACGUGGAGCGGUACUACUACAUUGUCUAUCCCAUGCGUCAUGAGGUGAAAAUGACGGUCGGGGUGGUGGUAGCGGUGCUAGUUGGGAUCUGGAUUAAAGCUCUCAUUAUGUCAAUGUUGCCCCUGCUAGGAUAUCUGCUCCAGGGGACCCCGACUGUGGGGACCCCUGAAGUCCUCAUUCCAAGUCAGAGACACUGCUCCCUCCACUGGACAGGAGGCAGGACCACAAGCCUAAUUUUUAUGGUUUCCUUUACUGUAAUCUAUUUUCUGUGCCCCAUGCUGAUCAUUUUGGUGGUCUACUACAAUAUGUUUAAGGUGGCCCGAGUGGCAUCCAUGCAUCGUGAACCCAACCGCACCUGGGUGGACACGUCAAGGCAACGAUCCGACUCUGUCAGCAGCCACUCCACCAUGGCAGCAAGUCUUGGAGGCCCCAGAGCACGUGCAACUCCUCAAAGGAUCUUCAGCGGCGGAAAGGCCGCAGCAGUUUUGGUGGCAGUCGGAGGUCAGUUCUUCUGCUGUUGGCUGCCAUAUUUCUCCUUUCACCUCUACUCAGCUGUCAUUUCCACCUCUCCGGCCUCGCUGACCCAACUGGAGGACGUGGUCACAUGGAUCGGCUAUUUCUGCUUCACCUCCAACCCCUUUUUCUACGGCUGCCUGAACCGACAGAUUCGAGAGGAGCUGGGCCGCCACCUGGCUUGUAUUUUCAAAGGGGCUGGGCCCACUGAGGGGGCGCAGCUGCCCAGCCGUGAAGCCUCCAUCGAAGAGAACUUUUUACAGUUCCUUCAGGGCACUGGAUGCAAUCUGGAGCCCUGCAACUCUCACAGCAGAGUCUGCCUGGAGGAAGCAGGAACUGAGGGUGCUCAGGAAUCAGCUGUUGAGCAAGACAUGCCAGCUGACUUCCACAUCCCAGGGCAGAUCCUUGAGGAAACCACAGAGUUCAUACAGCAGCAACGGCUGAACAAUGAGCUUUGUGUAUUGGAGAACUGCUGCAAGACUGUACCAGAGAUAUAGUUGCCUCAAAUGCUGUUUCUUCUACCACCUAAUAACACAAUGAACAUGUUUAGUCUUAUUCAUAGUAUUUCUUAUUUAUGCUGCAACAUUUUUUUUUUCAAGUGACAAAUCCAGCUGGCUGAAAAUGUGGUGUAGGGUUGGGCUUUGGGUUGGAGCCCUACCCUUUGAAGAAUUCCAGUUUUGUGUAUUGCUGACUGUCAUGUUACAUGUUAUGGUAGUCAUACUGUGUCAUGCUGUUUUUGCUCUGCGUCACAUGACAUUUUAUGUUUUGGUUACAGUUCAAGUGAAGUGACAAACCUUAUACAGUAUAAACAUGAAGAAGCUCUGAAACAUUGCAAGAGCAUAAAUCAGGGAAAGAACAGUUGUUAAGUGCUGGGGGGCAUCUUAAAUUUCUCUCCAGAAAUGUGUUUAUUUAUUAAGUGUUCAACAUCAAUCAGUAUCUUCCAUAUAAACAAAGUGACCUCAGUGAUAAUGGGGCUAAUGCACAAAGCAAAGCACUAUUUUCACUUCGAAAAUGUUGGAUUUUAAUAUGGAUUUAUUGUCCUUCAGGUAAUUUUAUUUAACGUCUGUGUUUUAAGAAUAAAAGAGAAGCCCUUUGACAAUUAGAUCCAAUUGACUCAGAGACAAAUUGCUAGCAAUGAUAUAAACCAGUGGUUCACAACCUUUUUUUAUAAUUUGGUAAAUAUUUUUUCUGGUAAAUAAUAAGUUUUUAAAGUAGCUCAACAGGGACUCAGAAAAUGAAUUGAAAAAAAGUCUAGUUCUAUUUUAUAGGUUAAAGGGUGAGGUGUAGCAAUGAGCUCCAUUUUUACUCAAAAGUGCAAUUCUUCAAGUUUGACCUGAAAAACGCAACCGUAUGGUCGAUUGGAAAUUGGAAAUGUGAGAGGGAAAGUUGGAGGUUUCUCAUCAACUCUGAACAUCAAAAUACAAUAUGGAUGCUUCCAUCUAAAACACAGUGAUAGACAUAACAAAAGAAAUAGUGCCAUACAGUCCCCUUUAAAGAACUUGUUUCACCAAAAUGUAAAGAUUGUCCUUAACAGUAGUUGAGUAGGCUAAUCAGUUAGCAAAUGCAACUGGUUUUCAAACUUCUAACAUGAUUCAGUUGGGUUUGAUGUCAUGCCUAGACCACAGUUCGGACUGUAAAUGGAGCACAACAUAAGUAGUCUGGUUGUCUCGUGUUCGCUGUCUUCUAGAACAUCACAGUCAGUUUUUUUUUUUAUCUUGCCAAUAACCGAUAGCAAAAUAUGUUCUGAGUACCGCUAAAUGCAGCCCAAGAACCACAAUUUGGGAGCCAUGGACUUAAACUAUUUAAUUAGGAAAAAUAACCAAUGUGAACAUAAUGUACAAAGAAAGAUAUUUUUUUACUUUUACUAAAGAUUUUAACUUAUUGUAGUGAAUCAUCCGUUUUCCUCUAUGAACUUAUUUGAUGUUUCACUUCAAACCACCAAGGCUUAAACGGAUGCAAUAUUCCAAAAGCUUUAAAUAAAAAUGAUGUGUCUAAGAAUUUAAACUUUUAUUGUGUUGAACAGGAUUGUUUCACAGCUUCUGCUGCAGCUGGUAUUUAUAAUAAACAGGCUUAGAGUGUAUUUUUAGCCAUUUUCCAAGAUGUUAUUAUCAUGUUUAUCUGUUCUUAGUCUUGUGAUUAUCACCUCCUCACCAAAAUGGGAGACUUGUGAUUUCAACCCUUUCCACUCAAAGACAAACAUUGUGGCUGGUUUAGUUUUUUUAGCAGCAGUAGCAGUACGACCGGGUUUUAGGCUCCAUCAGAAAACAGCAGCCACGCCAUGUUAGAAUAACUGCAGGAAUACGACACGGUGCUCAUUACACCCUGUGAUGUCUGCGCUGUUUACAGGUAAACACCAGAGUGGUGGGAGCGCUCUCAUGUUUGUGCAAUAAACAACCAGGCUUGUUGUGGCUACACACAGCACAGAGGUGUGACAACCCCUCACACACAUAUGGAAAGCUAGAAACACUUAUUGUUCCCAGGCAGAAAGCAAAACAGCUUGUACAAGUCACAUGAGUGGUGACCAACAUCCCAAAGACGACAGAUUCACAAAUCUCUUAAGUAAAGGCACAUUUUUUGCUGUUUUCAUCUAUUCAGGACUGCCUCGUACAGGAGAGUCAGCGUGAUCACAAGACUGUGAAAAUAAGGCAAGCAGCCACAACAAAAAAGGAUCUCUUUGUCAGGGCAACACCUAACACUUAAUUUUCUUGUUGUUUGACCUUGUUGCAGACCGUGUUCCGAGAACGUAUGACAUGUUUUUCAGUUUUAAAUGUUUUUUACAAAAAGAAAAAAAAGAAUGAAUCAGAACGGUGGUCUUCUAUCUUCCUCAGUUUGUGUAUUGUAAACAAGAUGAUUUAAAAUGCCAUGAUUUAUAACACCAGCGUCGUUAACAAUAGCAGCAAAACUGCCCUGACCGGUCUGAUAAAAUGCAUUAAAAUACAUGUAUGCCAACAUCUGUCACUUCCAAAGAUGGAGAAGCAACCUGCUGAACUGGUGGAAGGUGGAUAAUUAUGUACUUUUUAACUACAGUGUUGUCCUCUGUAUCAAACCAGGGAUGUGUUAAUUUUCCUGUGUGCAUCUCUUUUUGAACCUGAACUGAAAAGACUGUUAUUCCUCCUGUGUACUCUCCAUCUGCUGAACUCAUUAAAGAAUACAGCAAGGAUUUUAA
Messenger RNA from Girardinichthys multiradiatus, 4646 nucleotides. It is a transcript of the gene gpr61, whose product is annotated as G protein-coupled receptor 61. Gene Ontology annotation, cellular component: signaling receptor complex; endosome; plasma membrane. Gene Ontology annotation, biological process: G protein-coupled receptor signaling pathway. Gene Ontology annotation, molecular function: G protein-coupled receptor activity. Bases 565 to 1977 code for a protein of 470 amino acids. Lineage: Eukaryota; Metazoa; Chordata; Actinopteri; Cyprinodontiformes; Goodeidae. The record is from RefSeq and is a predicted model, not a curated record. The transcript has 2 exons.